AAACCUGUCAGCUAUCUACAGAUGCUUAGUUCACUGACAGCCCUAACGACAACCAGCACUCUGGCAACAAGCACAGCUUCUCCACCAAAAUUGUUGGGGAAGGCUCAAAUAAAAAUUCGAUUGGUGUUUAACACAGUUGGCCCGGUACCAAGUGAAUCUUACAUUGUAAAGUUGGCCCAAUCUCUGUUUGACUCACGUUACAAAGCUAAAGAAGCCACAUUACAAACCCGGGAUACAAGAUUUGUGAAUAUCACCUAUACAAAAAUUAAUGAAACCUCCUAUGCUCUCACAUUUGGAUUUGAAAUAAGCAAUGUAUCCAUGUCUGAGCAAUUUGAACUAAGGAAUGAAACCUACACCGUAAUCAAGGAGAAGAUAAGUACAUUGCUGGUCGACAUCCUAGCUGACCCCUCAACUGAAUUUGACCUCAAAGACAUUAAAUUCGAGAAUAAUAGCACAGAGAUUGUGGCCAGUGUUCAAUAUGUUUUCUCAGAAGGUGACUUGAAAACAAACAGCCUCUUUAUCAAGGAAAUAUUACAAGCUAAAGAAGUCAGCACUACUUCUCCACCGAAAGUGCUUGGGAAGGUGAUCAUAUACAUCACCCUUGUGUUUAGGACACAGGGUACUAUACCAAGUGAGAGUAACGUGUUACAAGUGGCUAACAGUCUGUUGAAUGGAAUGAAACUGAGAAUUACACGAGACCUCACAACAAGAGAUCUGACUGAACUUGUGAACUUUGUGAAUGUCACCUAUCUGAAAAUUGAUGAUAAGGCCUUCUCUCUGAACUUCGGAUUUCAAAUCAGCAAUGUGUCCAUGUCUGAGAAGCUUGAAUUCAGGAAUGAGACCUACACAGUGAUCGAGGACUAUAUGAAUUCAUUUCUGUCGAGGAUCCUAAACAAAACAACAACUACUAGCUUUAAUUUCAAAAAUAUCAAUUUCACGGGUAAUUCCACCGUGAUUGAGGCCAACGUUCAGUAUGUUUUCACAGACAGUGACAUCGGCAGUUUCAGCUUGGUCUUUACUCUCCUCGGACUUGGCGCUACAACGGCUCCAACCACCUUUUACCCCACAGUUCUGAACACUACCAUCUCAAACAACGGUACAAAUGCAGCAUGGGUCGUGGCUAUCAUUGUCCCUGUUGCUAUCGUCAUUGGGCUUGUACCUUGCUGGAUUCUUCUUUGUUGUUUGCUGUGUGGUUGCUGUGCAGCAAUCAGAAGACGUUGGCACAGAAGACGGUCGUAUAAUGUAAAUUACAGCACUCGAAACAGCAUCUUCUAGAGAUAUUCAAGAACAAAUCUUGAUGCCUAAAGGAUGAUUAACUUUCCUGUAUUGCUGGGCAUACAGGACCUCUCCAAAUGUGAUGCAACUGUGAUUUAAAAAACAAUACUAUUUAAAGAAUGAUUUUAUUUAUUUAAAAUUUCUGUUAUGUAAAGUAAUGAUGAUCUAGUUUUCUAAAUGAAAGAUUUAUUUCAUAGUACUGUAUGUAUUUAAUGUUAAGGGACGAAUGUAGAAUGUGUUGAUCACUUCUUUAUUAACACUUCAUCUACUUUAUCUAAAAUAAUACAGUGCACCCUGACGACAUAUUUAUUUGUAAAUCCACAAUUAAUGCUUGAAGUCAAAAACUGUAACUUAAUAAAAACAAUUCAAUAUCAA
This is a messenger RNA of Labeo rohita (rohu), 1650 nucleotides long. RefSeq lists its product as uncharacterized. The record is from RefSeq and is a predicted model, not a curated record. Lineage: Eukaryota; Metazoa; Chordata; Actinopteri; Cypriniformes; Cyprinidae. The coding region runs from base 22 to 1275 and encodes 417 amino acids. The transcript has 12 exons.